Molecule: messenger RNA, 1722 nt
Organism: Quercus lobata
Lineage: Eukaryota; Viridiplantae; Streptophyta; Magnoliopsida; Fagales; Fagaceae
Product: aminopeptidase M1-like
Exons: 11
Coding region: 94-1722 (542 amino acids)
Biological process (GO): peptide catabolic process; proteolysis
Cellular component (GO): membrane; cytoplasm
Molecular function (GO): metalloaminopeptidase activity; peptide binding; zinc ion binding
Source: RefSeq, a predicted model, not a curated record
GUGACAAAUCUUUGACUCUGAAAUUGAUAUUGAUACAAUAAUAUCUGAGUUUAUUUUUUUUCUCCAACUGGGUAUCUCUAAAAUUUGCCAAAUAUGUCGUACAUUAAGGGCAUCGGCUGUGGAUUGCUCCUCGCUCUGGCGAGUUAUUUUUACAUAAGAAAUAGGCGGCGUCCCGAUUCGCGAAAGAAUAUGAAAGUUAUGGUUUCCAUGGAGGAAUUCAAAGGGCAACCUCGGCUCCCAAAAUUCGCUGUCCCAAAACGCUAUGACAUAAAGCUGAAACCGAACCUCACCACGUGCAAGUUUGCUGGCUCCGUGGCUAUUGAGCUCAAAAUCGUGGCAGAUACCAGUUUCAUCGUCCUCAACGCCGCUGAACUCUCCAUCGAUACCACCUCCGUAUCUUUCACCCACCCAGCUGCACACUCUUCUAAUUCUAUGCAGCAGGUGUUAAAGCCUUUAAAAGUUGAUGUGGUUGAAGAGGACGAGAUUUUGGUUUUGAACUUUGUUGACACUCUUCCCAUUGGUCUCGGACUUCUCACUAUCCACUUUCAAGGAUCUUUAAAUGACAAAAUGAAGGGCUUUUAUAUAAGUACAUAUGAGCACAAUGGUGAGAAGAAGAAUAUGGCAGUUACACAGUUUAAACCAGAUGAUGCUAGGCGAUGCUUUCCUUGUUGGGAUGAACCUGCUUGCAAGGCUACGUUCAAAAUCACAUUGGAUGUGCCAUCACAACUAGUAGCUCUUUCCAACAUGCCAAUUAUUGAAGAAAAAGUGGAUGGGGAUUUGAAGACAGUUUCAUAUCAAGAAUCACCAAUCAUGUCUACAUAUUUGGUGGCAAUUGUUGUUGGUUUGUUUGAUUAUGUGGAACAUCUUACAUCUGAUGGAGUUGAAGUUCGAGUAUACUGUCAGGUUGGUAAAGUAAAUCAAGGGAAAUUCGCAUUGGAUGUUGCUGUUAGGACACUUGAAUUAUACAAAGAAUACUUUGCAGUGCCUUACUCUCUUCCCAAAUUGGAUAUGGUUGCAAUUCCUGAUUUUGCUUUUGGAUCCAUGGAGAAUUAUGGUUUGGUUACAUACUGUGAAACAGCUUUGCUCUAUGAUGUUCAGCAUUCCACAGCUGCUGAUAAGCAGAGGGUUGUGAUUGCUGUAGCCCACGAACUAGCACAUCAGUGGUUUGGCAAUCUUGUAACGAUGGAAUGGCGGACUCAUUUGUGGCUGAAUGAGGGGUUCGCAACAUGGGUCAGUUAUUUAGCAGCUGAUCGCUUGUUCCCAGAAUGGGAAGUGUGGACUCAGUUUCUUGAUGAAUAUACAGAGGGUCUUGAGAUGGAUGGGCUUAGAGAGUCCCAUCCCAUUGAGGUGAAGAUAAAUCAUGCUAGUGAGAUUGAUGAAAUAAUUGACUCGAUAAGUUACAUAAAAGGUGCAUCUGUUAUCCGAAUGCUGCAAAGCUAUCUUGGUGCUGAUUGCUUUCAGGGUAAUUGUCUGAGCGUGGUUUUGGGCGACUUGUUGCCCUUGCUUCGUCAAUCUCUAAAUUGGUUCGAGGGUUUAGCUAGGAGAGGGUCAAUGUCUGAGGUUAGAUCUAGCGAUCUCGAGACUGGGUUGUCUUCUAGUGACGACCCGGUUGAAGGAGAUACAGCCGUCUCUGGCCAACGGGUGGUUAGGGCUUUUCAUGCCCUUGAGGAGAUUUGUGGCCUGGACGCUGAGACCGUGAAUAGAUUCAAGGAUCGGUUUUAG